AUGCGCAUUUUGACGUCCUAUGCGCGCCUCGUGUCAUGUAUCGGCAGCACACGUGGGUGUAAGUUCAAUGUUUCAUCUGCACUGAAAGAAUAUCGGACGUCAACUGGCAAAUGGCAUGCGAGCUCCAGAAAGACAACAACUGGUGCUGUUCAUGUUCUGGAAAAAAGCACCAUAGAUGAUCACGACACCGCUCUUGAGGUAAUCAUUUUAGGUUUUUUUUUUUUCAUUGUAAAACAUUGUAUUCAUAGCUCAGACACUUUCUUUUGCUCUUUUAUUUUUUGUGCAGUGCUCGCAUCAGACUGUGGCAUAGUUGGAUAG
This is a messenger RNA of Haemonchus placei, 318 nucleotides long. The record is from the annotation of a GenBank genome assembly. NCBI's taxonomy places the organism in Eukaryota, Metazoa, Nematoda, Chromadorea, Rhabditida, Trichostrongylidae.